CUUUUAUUGAUUAUUUCAUCUAUUUUUUGUAAUUUUUUUAUUGAUUUAUCUAUUAUUGUUUCGUUUUUGAGCAAUUCUUCAAAGUUUGUUCCCUUUCUUUGUCUCGUGUUUGGGUACUUUAGAUUGGUUUAGUGGUGAAAUCUAUGUAGUUUUCUUGAGAACUAAAUUAGAAAGGAGGAACAUUUUUGAACUUAAAUCAAGAGCUCAAGAAUGGUUUCUGUGUUUAGAUUUGUGCUUAAAUCAGGAAUUUAGUACUCUUUUUUUGUUUUUCUUUUGCAGCUAGAAUUCUUCCAGUUGUGAAAAAUCAACAUCUUUUGCUUUGUACACUCUUGAUUGGCAACUCUUUAGCAAUGGAGUCUCUGCCUAUAUUCUUGGACAGUUGGAGCGACAGUGGCACCUUUCGUUCGUCUGCUGCUUUGGCUUUUUUUCCCAGUUGCUUAUCCAAUUAGUAAGGUUUUGGACUGGAUGUUGGGAAAAGACCACUCUGCUCUCCUACGCAGGGCAGAGCUGAAAACAUUUGUUGAUUUUCAUGGAAACGAGGCUGGGAAAGGAGGCGAUCUGACUCAUGACGAAACAACCAUUAUUGCUGGUGCUCUUGAGCUGACGGAGAAAACAGCUAAAGAUGUCAUGACACCGAUAUCGAAGGCAUUCUCUGUUGACCUGGAUGGAACUCUUGAUUUGCCGUAGGGAGACGCUUAAUUCUAUAAUGACAAUGGGGCAUAGUAGAGUACCUGUAUACUAUAGAAAUACAGCAAAUAUUAUCGGACUUAUUUUGAAAAAUUGAGCUCUAACUGAAGGGUCCAUUUUCCACAAGACAUUCACCCCGUGGCAUAUUUUGCAGUCGCACAUUGAAUCUGCGGUCAAUCAGUGCGAUUGGAUAUGAUAUGGACUAUACUCUUAUACACUAUAAUGUUAUGGCUUGGGAAGGAAGGGCUUAUGAUUAUUGUAUGGACAAUUUGAAAAAUAUGGGCUUUCCUGUGGAUGGGCUUGCUUUUGACCCUGAAUUGGUCAUUAGAGGGCUUAUUAUUGAUAAAGAGAAAGGUAAUCUGGUUAAAGCAGACCGUUUUGGAUAUGUUAAGAGAGCUAUGCAUGGAAUAAGUAUGUUAUCUACUCGAGAAGUGAGUGAGAUAUAUGGGAGAGAGCUGGUGGAUUUGCGGAAGGAGAGUCGAUGGUUGUUCCUCAAUACACUAUUCUCUGUUUCAGAAGCUGUAGCUUAUAUGCAGGACAAAGGUGUCCUACCUUCAGAGAAGCUUGGUUUUAACAUUCAAAUUCCAUCCUCAUUAAAGAAGCAGCUGGUUGAUGAUUGUGAAUUUAUUACCCAUUUGGCCAAGCUUGUCCAACUUCCUCGUUCUCCGAGUGUAAAUGAAAUACUAAGCAAGUACAAUGACUAUCGCCUAAAAAACGAUGGAAUAAUUGCUGAUUCAGUAAGCGAAAUUCUUAGUGGAUUGCAAUGUUACUUUGACAAAGCAUUGUCUGCUAUGCUCCUUUACAAGAAUGAGCGCGAGCAAUAUCAAGAAGCAAUUAAAGAUGGAGUCUCUCCAUCUGUGUAUGGUGCUGAGCAUCUAUUACGUUUUGGAAUGCUCGUGUUUUUUGGUCUGCAGUUUUAAGUAGUUUAUUUUAAUUAUUAACAUUUAGAAUUUGUAGUUUAUUUGUAGUAAAAUGUUAUUAGAAUUGAAAUUUUAGAUUGGUGUGUUUUAGUUGAUAGAAUUGGUGUGUAGUAUACAUCUUAAAUUGAUUAAUGUUGAAAUAUAUUAUUUGGUAGUUAUG
Molecule: messenger RNA, 1767 nt
Organism: Ipomoea nil (Japanese morning glory)
Lineage: Eukaryota; Viridiplantae; Streptophyta; Magnoliopsida; Solanales; Convolvulaceae
Exons: 12
Coding region: 885-1607 (240 amino acids)
Molecular function (GO): 5'-nucleotidase activity
Source: RefSeq, a predicted model, not a curated record